AUGACUUGGAAAAGUCUGAUGGUGUUAACUAACAGUACGAAUCCUAUUGUAAUCACGUUAAGUGGCGCUAAUGGACCAGCUUUUAACCAACGUGGUGAUCUUCUUCUGUUGACUAACUAUCAUUCAGAACCUGUUCGUGUAGGAGAUAUUGUUGUGUUUCAAGUCAAAGGUCGUGAUAUUCCCAUUAUUCAUCGAGUGAUUCGUUUGCAUGAAAAAAGUGACGGUUAUAUUAAGUUUUUGACGAAACAUGACGUCAAUCAAGUUGAUGAUCGUGGUCUUUAUGCGGAAGGACAAUUGUGGCUUGAAAAUAAGGAUAUUAUCGGUAAAGUGAAAGGAAUAUUUUCAAAUCUUAAUUAUCGUUUUUAUCAACUUCUUAAUUCUUCAAUACUUUUAUAUAAAAUUACAUUUCAUUUUACAUCUGAUGAUUUAUUUAUGAAUAAUUAUCAACAUAUGAAAUAUAUUAAUCCACAUCAGAUUAUUUCACUUAAUUCGUCAUCUGAAUUAUAUAUUGACAAAUUUCUAUCAUCAUUUAACAUAGAUUCAUCACUUGAUCGUCUUCAAUCAAUUUAUCUUCAAAACAUUCAAGCAAAUACACUUUCAGUACUUCUCAACAAUUGUAUUCAUUUACCACGUCUUAUUUCAUUAGAUAUUAAGUCAUAUCAUCAAUUAAUAGAUCUAUGUCAAACUUAUUUAUUAAUUUUUAAUUUACCAGUAUUAAAAUAUCUUAAAAUAACAUCUCUUGAAUUCAAGAGUUCUGCCACAUUACCAUUUGCUAUGGAGAAUCAACAAUUGAGUAUGAUUGAACAUCUUGUUAUUGAACAUGGCGUUACAUUCAACGAUCUUGCUGCUAUAUUUACAUGA
Messenger RNA from Adineta steineri, 861 nucleotides. Lineage: Eukaryota; Metazoa; Rotifera; Eurotatoria; Adinetida; Adinetidae. The record is from the annotation of a GenBank genome assembly.